UGCAUUUGAAUCUGCUGAUGUCCUGCACCAUCAAACGGAAUGAACAGCCAGUUAUUAGGAUGCUGGAUAGUUCGAAAGAUGUUGAUUAUAUAAAUGCGUUUGUGACUAGCACAGGAAGGGUUCGUAAAAUGGAACUAUUUUGAGAAAACAUGAAAUAAAGAUCUGCAGUGUAUAGAUUACAGAAAUCGAUCAUGGCUAUCCGUGAACAACAUACGCUUUCAAGAUUGCUUCUUCGAUUUGGAUUGCUUCACCUCACGGUCAAACACUUUGUAGCAUCAGGACAAAUGUCAUGUGGACCCUGUAAAUGCGAGCUUUAUGCGAACACGAGCCUAUUUAUCGUUGAUUGUUCAUCAUCAAUGUCAUUGAAUGAGGUACCAUUAUUUGGUAACGUUUCAAUCAGUGACAUCACAGAGCUUAAUCUCGCCAACAACAAUCUCUCGCUCUUAACAGCGACCUCUGCAUCACCAUUUGCAGGAUUCAUCAAUUUGACGACAUUGGAUUUGAGUAACUCAUCUAUAUCAAUGAACGGAUCGACAGGAUCUGUAAUCAAUGCUAUGACAUUCGCCGGUCUCGCUUCUGUAGAGGAGCUUGACGUUUCAAACAACCACAACCUGCCUUUUACACAUUUGACUGAUUCAGACCUCUUCAAGCACUUGACAUCUCUGAAAAUAUUAAGAAUGUAUGGAACCACAAAUGUAUCGCAUUCAACAGAGGGCUAUCCGAAUAAGCUGUGGUCUAAUGUGCCCACACUAGAAGAAAUCUGGAUAGAUGGUCUACCAUUUGCAGUGUUUGGAGAAGAGUUUAAACGAAUGCCAAACUUGAAAACUAUCCGCAUUACUGGCGAUUUAAUAGAUCCACCGAGGCGGGCUUAUGACUAUUGUAAUAUCGUCCAUAUUAACAAUGAGAUGCUUAAAAAUUUAGAACAUGUCUCGAACCUUUCCAUAGUUCAUUGCAAUGUUCAUUCAAUCUCCGAUCUGGCAUUUGAUGGCGUCAAAAAUCUAAGCGUUUUGGACCUUUCGUGUAAUUUAGAAUUAGGCUUUGUCAACGCGUCAAUGGGUUUUGGUCACCUAAAUAGCGGCCUAAAAAUGCUCGUAUUAAACAAUAUUAAUAGACAAUAUUAUGUAAUUAUAAAUGAAAGUUUCGCAAAGAGCCUGCAAAAUAUAUCUCUUACUCAUCUAUACAUAGAAGGCAACAAUAUUUUCCAGUUUCACGAGAACGCGUUUAUCAACUUACCAAUAAGUUUAAAGAAAUUGUAUGCUGGCAACAAUAGAUUUGACAUGGAUAAUUACCUUAUUUAUCUAAAUAACUUAACAAAUUUGGAAUUAUUAGACCUAUCGUUAAACAAACUAACGUUCUAUGACAAUAACGCAAACCAUGAUUUAACAGACACCUGUUUAUCGCAUUUAACUGAAAGACCCAAAAAAUUAAAGAGUCGCAUUUCCACGCACAAACGCACAAAUGCAGCUUUUAUUAUAUCAGGCUGCCUUAAUCAAGUUCAGGUUGAGAUACCCGCUGCUUUGCCACCUAAACUUGAAACACUUGAUGUUCAUUCUAGUAACAUGGGCCUAGCCGUAUACGGAUACAUGCCAAAGAAUAAUUCUUUAAAAACUGUUUAUGCCUCAAACGCUCUAUUAAACAGUUGGCCGAAUCGAUUGCCUGACUCUAUAUCCCUUGCACAUCUUGACUUGAGUUCCAAUCUUUGUUCCGAUGUUCAUCAAGAUUUACUUAAAGGUCUUCCUUUUCUUGAGUUUCUAGAUCUGUCUGGAAAUUAUCUUAGCCUUGUGAUGACAAAGUAUGGUGAUUUAUUUGAAAACAACACACAGCUUAAACAUCUCGAUAUAUCAAAAAAUGAACUUACGGAAUUAAAUAAUACUCUUUUUAAAAAUCAGAUCAAUAUGACGUUCUUGAACCUGUCACAAAACAAACUUAAAUCGUUCAGCAUUUAUGCAGAUAACUUAACAAAACUUCAAGUGAUAAAUCUUUCACAAAAUUGCUUUUUAACUUUGACGGAUUUUAAACAGAUUUUACACGUUAUUAGAAACCAUUUUGAAAAAAGAAACGAAACUGUUGUUGAUCUGAGAAACAAUGAUUUUCUGUGUUCAUGUGACGCUGAUGACGUAGCAUUCAUGAACAGCGUGGCUGAGGACGUUCGAAGUCAUCGGUAUUUACUACAGUUUACAUGCAAUCAAAACGAAGAAGUCAAGAAUACCUCAGAUUUUGAAUCAUUCAAACACACUUUUGAUAAGAAAUGUAGAACCUUGAUGGAUUCGAUUGUUCUGAUUGUAGUUGGUGUGGUGUUCGUGUUAAUUUUUUUAAUUAUAACCGUCGCUACGUUGGUGUUUAAAUUUCGAUGGAAAAUAAAAUACUGGUUUUACGUUCGAAAUAGUAAACGGCGUAUGCGAAACGGAUAUACCGUCAUUCCAAAUUGCAAUGAUUGGGCGUAUAAAUAUCACGUAUAUUUGGCGUAUUCUUACGAGGUACAGGAAUUCAUCAUAGGCACUGUCUUAACCAAACUGAGUGAACUCGGGUACAAAGUGUUCAGUCAAGAAGACAUUAUUCCCGGUUUGAACCUCUGUAGUGUUAUUGGGAACGCAAUCCACGUCAGCAGAUGUGUUUUGUUUGUUGUUAGUUCAGGUUGCGAGGAUUCAAAUGAAUGGAGUAUUGCGGUCCAUAUGGCAAAUGAAGAAGCAAUCAAGAGAAGGAAACACAUCACGUUGGCACUUUUAUAUGGUCACUGUGUGGAAGGUAUACCAGGUGCAGAACAAUUAAUACACCAAGACUACUUUAUAGAUUUUCCUCUGAAUGGCAGUGAACAUGAGGUAACCGCGUUCUGGGCUGACUUUGAAAAGAAACUGAUUUCGAUUGAUAACACUGCGUUAGAAACAUCGAUGACUUGCCUUGCAAGAAAUAAUGAACGCUCUUGAAGCAAGUGUGUCCUUGUUAUUAUGUUACAAAUGAGAAUCAUCCCUGUGGAUUUGCCAUACGUGUAAACAUUUCCGAUGGUGUUUGCAUUACUGGUGCAAUGCCAUGUAAGGGUAAAUAACGUGUGAACUUCUUCCUUGUUUGACAAUGCGUGACACGUGCAAUAAGAUCACUACUUAAUUUUCUUAUCGAGGACCAAUGGCCGAAAAGAAUCGAUAACCGAAAAAGGUGUAUAAUUUAUGAAUAUUCGAUCAAUCAUAUAAAAUGAGCAUAGAAUGUUUAGCACAAAAACAUUUCCGCGAAUACCGUAUAUUUCCCAAUUGUUUCUAAUAAGCAUGAAUACAAACAUAAAGUGGUUACUUGCUUUGGUUACAAGCAUCCCGUCAAACUUGUCUGGGUUUCGAUAACGAGUGACAUCCGCACAAAUUUAACAUGUGGGAGGCCUGCUAUGGGUUUAGCAUUUCUUUGUAAUUUAUGAAACCGACAACGCAAAAUUAUUUCCCAUAAUUAUCAGUUAUUUCCAUGUCAAUUAUUGUGUUAAUAUCCGUUGUUUUAACCAAUUAUACUUCAACUGAAGUUAUAUGCAAAAUGGUCGAUGACAAACAUUUUUUUAAAUGAUAGAUGGAUACUCGUUUGCACAAGUUAAACCUAUAAAAAUUAUUUUUUGUAUUUAAUUUGCAUUCAGUUUAUUUGAAACAUUUUCAAUUAUAAAAUCUUACAUUAUCUCUGAAAUAUCACAUUAAAAUCUCGUCUUCGGUUAUUGGUGCUCGACAAUAAUUUCUACCUCCAUGUCGGGCCUCUAUGAAAUAUCAACUCAGCGUAACACUAUCCGGGAAGUAAAUGAAAUCGAAAGAAGAAGUACUAAUGCUGAUGCAACUGCAGCAUUGUAAACAUGCGUAUUAAGAAUGACACGAAGUUUCAUCCCGUAAUUGGCCCUCGACAAGUAUGGUUUAUUUUCGCUACCAGUACGCCUUUAAUAGAAUGAAUAAUGUGUAUAAUAUUAACAAUAUAUAUACAUAUAAUGUCAAUUGGUAUCUGAUCUUCUAUGGUUAACUAUUCUCCAGUAUUGAACACUUUUAGAAAACAAUAUAUUAACAAAUAUUUCGAAUAAAACUAUGAUAACAUAAUUUUCGACUGACAAUUAAAAACAAAAUAUUUUUACUGUGUUAAAUUGGGAAUCGAAUUAAAUUACCCAAAUUGUACCUCGGUAUACGUUGUUCAAUGUCUAACUAAAGUAAACAAUUUACAUGUAUCUUUACUGCAUUCGACAAAUAUAGGAGCAUUAGUUUUGGUUUGUAAACUUUUGUUGUAUAUGCAUGUACAUUAUUGAUCACUUUUGUAUAUUCAAUGUUUUGUUUUGCGUUUAUUUCUACCAAUUGCGUUAUAUUUUCUGUAUUUUUAA
This is a messenger RNA of Dreissena polymorpha, 4324 nucleotides long. RefSeq names its product toll-like receptor 4. Gene Ontology annotation, biological process: signal transduction. Lineage: Eukaryota; Metazoa; Mollusca; Bivalvia; Myida; Dreissenidae. Bases 192 to 2924 code for a protein of 910 amino acids. The record is from RefSeq and is a predicted model, not a curated record. Gene Ontology annotation, molecular function: protein binding. The transcript is spliced from 2 exons.